This is a messenger RNA of Marchantia polymorpha subsp. ruderalis, 2722 nucleotides long. The record is from the annotation of a GenBank genome assembly. Lineage: Eukaryota; Viridiplantae; Streptophyta; Marchantiopsida; Marchantiales; Marchantiaceae.
ACCUGUGGCAAUAGUAGAAUGCUUAAGUGCUGUGUGCAUGUCAUUGUUGAAACCGGUGAUGAGGAGGCGAACGCUGGAUAUAAAGCAACACAUGAAUUACAAGAGUUUCAACGAAACGAAAACAAGCGACAUUGUACAAUAAGUCCUCCAAUUUCACAGGUGCGGCGACGUCGGCAGACCUCGGAGGCCUGAUGAUUCAAGCGUUCGGUAAGCAGUACUCUGGUUUAUGAUCAGGAUGUGUUGCUCUUUUCCUCAUCAUGUGGAACCUGAAAUCUAACGAGAUAAUGGACCAACCAGAAUGUUCGCGAUCGAGAGCUUCUGUUGUUCGCAUUAUACACUCAUUUCCGUCCAUGCCGAUCAAAGUAAGAUCUCCAGCGCGGCUUUGAGCGCGAAUUUCCUGGGUUCAGCAAAGUGUACACCAUGAAAACUGUUGGUAGAAGGCGACGAGCACAAGUUCAUCAAUACGAAAAGUUAGCAGACUACAUCUCGCCCACAGCGUGCUUGGCUUGCUUUGUUCUUUUGUUUUGGCUUUCUGCCUCAUUACUUCACACCUCUCGGCAUGAUCCUAUCGUUACUCGGAGCGGUCUAGCAGACACUGCAAAUUGGGGACGAUCAAAUCAGCAUGAUUCAUCUUUGAAUUUCAAUUUUGAUUCCGAAUCGACGAAUCCCAAAAUUCGAGAUAGCGCAUCUAAGGUUGGCAAGUUAUUGGGAGUUGAGGAUCAGGCAGUGAAUGGAGAAAGUGAUUCACUGGUGAGAGCUGGUAAAGGCGACUUCGAGCUUGUUUCAAGAGUUGCAUUUGGUUCCUGCACAUCUAGAAGAGAUGUAUACCAACCAAUAUGGCGACAAGGCGUAAUACCAAGUUCUCCACAGGCUUGGAUAUGGGCAGGUGACAUAGCGUACAUGGAUUGGCCUGAUACCAACUGCAAGGAGAAGCCUGAACAUUUCGAGUGUAAUUGCACUCGUGAUUGGCUCCAUGUGAAUCGGCAAACCUGUCUCGCAGGCGAUGUUGCGCAUGCAAGGAAGAAGUUGGAAAUUCAGCUUCAAAAUCCGGAUUACCAGCAGUUUGUAGAGUACAUGUGUCCGGACAUCAAGAAUCUGGGCUCUGGACAUCGGGAUCUGUCUCUUUGCGCCAGGCCAAUAGUUGGAACGUGGGAUGAUCAUGACUACAAUUGGCAAGACGGAGACAAGCGUUUACCAAAUAAAGAACAGCAAAAAAAGUUAUAUCUUGACGCCUUUGGAGUACCUUCGAACAGUCCCCGCCGAGAGAAGGAUCGUGGCAUCUACUGGAAGCACACUUUAAAUGAGGGGACUAAAGGGAAGGAGAUUGACGUGUUUCUUCUUGACGAGAGAUUCCACCGGGAUAACAAGCCAUGCGAAACAAGACGAGAAUUCUGUGAGAAGGUGGCUGUUCCGGAUCCUAAGAAGUACAAGCAUGCCUGGUGUAAGGACUUUAUUUUCGGUGGCGCAGAUGGAAAAGGUUCUUGCUGCAGGAAAGAUGAACAAAUAUGGGCAGGGUGGUGCAAAGAAAAUUCCCAGCUAGGUGACGAUCUUUGGGAAGCAGCUUGCGAUCCGACAUCCGAGACAUAUGGGUUUCCAGGUCUAGAGAUAGACAUCAGCUCCGGUGGUCCUAUUCGAGCUGGACCCAACUCAAAUACUACUCACGGUGAAGGUGUAUUGUGCGAGGUGAUCGGAGUGAAUCAAAGGGCAUGGUUACAAGAUGAACUUCGCAAAUCAGAAGCUCCACUGAAGCUUAUUGUGUCAGGAUCUCCCGUUUUCAACAACCCGGAGGAAUUUGUUUGCUCGAAGGCUCUUAAGAGGAGACCUUCAGUAAAUUGUACAUGCUUUGAUGACUAUGAUUGUUACAGACCAGCGCAAUUGAACCUGCUCCAUAAUCUGGCUCAAGCCCCAGGAUGUGUGGUUGUUCUUACAGGAGAUUUUCAUUUUUCAGACAUAAAGGUUUUGCAGCCAGGAAGUCAAAAAUAUAGUGGUGCAUAUGAUAGCUUCCACCUUCCACGAGCUAUCUAUCAGAUAAUGGCAAGUGGUCUGACUACCGACACUGCCCAGCAUGCUCCUUGUGAUGGUUACCGGAUAGAUAAAGCUGGUUUCAGACCUGAAGGCGAAUGUGCAUUUGUAUCUGGACCAGCGUUUGGCAUGAUCGAGAUAGACUGGGAUACACCUGAGCAACUUGCCAAGCUGCAGAUCCGUGACGAGUUUGGUGUAGUUACUCUAGAAAGCACGCUGAGGUUAGAUAAGUGCACUCCAGUUUAGGAUGGAUCUUAGGAAGGAACUGUUGUUUGAAGCCUCCUGGUGAAACCACACAUGAAAUUGAAUGCUUGUUUAGCUAAGCUGGACGAGAAAUGCUGUGGGAUUGGAUGGUACUGUUGACAAUUUGAGAUUCCUGCUUAGGCCAAUUUGUUAAGAGCAACCUUUUUAUUUAAUUAGCAGCCCUUGUGAGUGGGUGGCGACUUUUUCACCUCAAAACUGAACAUACGAUUGGGACAAGUAGUCUCGUUGUGUAGAUUGCGCAAACGUAUCACGUUUUGGAACGAUCCAGUCGAAUGAAGUGACAAUAUCUUUCGUAAACGAUUUCGUCAGAUACAUGUAAAUACUGCUAUGGGAAGUAGCGUGGAACAUCCCCCUCACUAUGGCUGGGUUUAUCGUAUCGCCUUCGCCAGUCCUUAUUAACAUAGUUCUGAAAAAACUCUUAAUGUUCUUCUAGUGA